This is a messenger RNA of Rubroshorea leprosula, 830 nucleotides long. The record is from the annotation of a GenBank genome assembly. Lineage: Eukaryota; Viridiplantae; Streptophyta; Magnoliopsida; Malvales; Dipterocarpaceae.
AAACCCAAAACACAAAAACCCCCCGUUUUCAAUUCAUGGUCCGACCUGGUUCAUCACCCAAUUCAUUCAGCCUACCUUGUCUGCUCACUGUCAGAAACGCAAGCGAUCGAUUCUUCUGCACUUCAGCGGCCGCGCACCCUUUCAGUUUCUGCAACUCGAUUUUCUCAUCUGGGAGCUAUUCUCACUGCCGCCAUCUGCCUUCUUCCUCUUCGAGGAGUUCGAGCAGCAGGAAAUGGAGGAUAUCGGGGGCUUUCUCUGGCGAAGUCUCAGACGCCGGCAACAGAGUUGCAACCACCGGAAAGGAACUUGCAAUCUCAAGAAGUCCAGCUGCCGAUUGUGAAGAUAAAGACAUUGAGCUUUGUUUUGGAGUGAACUUGUAGAGUUUGAGGUUUUCUCGGGCGUUUGCUGGCUGUGAUGGAGGAGACAGCUAUGGCAGAACUUAGUCUGGGUACCCUUAUAGAUACCGUUGACAAGGAAUGGAUGAGGGACACUCUACCCAUGAUCUUCCUUUGCCACUGGUGCUGGUUGCUCGGACUGAUGAUACCAAAGACCCAAAUCAAGAGAAUCAACAAGUCAAUGAAGACACUUGGCAUGAUCUUGCAUUAGGUACAUUAAGGCUUCACAUUAGCAGUACUUGGAACCUUGUUAUUGAGAGCAUUUGUUCUCAGGAUUUGAAAUUGGAAGCCUCAGACUUUUUUCUGUGUGCAUGUGAAAAUGUUAAAAACAGAGUAACAUUAAUUUUAUGCACAAAUUGUUCACUUAAACUUGAUUCAAGUUAACAAGGCUGCUUAUACCUGUUUAAUGGUUAGCAAUAACCCCAUUUCUGAAAA